This is a messenger RNA of Dermatophagoides pteronyssinus (European house dust mite), 3873 nucleotides long. RefSeq lists its product as uncharacterized. Gene Ontology annotation, cellular component: nucleoplasm; nucleolus. NCBI's taxonomy places the organism in Eukaryota, Metazoa, Arthropoda, Arachnida, Sarcoptiformes, Pyroglyphidae. The record is from RefSeq and is a predicted model, not a curated record.
AUGAUAAUGUUGGCAGAAGUAGCCGAUAUCAAUAAUACAAAAACAACAACAACAACGAAUAAAAUGGAAUCGGCUACAAUUAUGAAUCAAACAUCAACAUCAUCUUCAACACCAACAAAUCAUCUUUAUAUGCAACAACAACAACAACAAGUUAUGAAUAAAAUUGUACAACAACAACAACGAACAUCGAUUGGUUCACCAUCAUCAUCACCAUCAACAACAACAUCAUCAUCAACGAAUGGUUCAAAAAUUCGUAAAACAUCAACACCAACACCGAUAUCAUCAUCACAGAAUAAAUCACCAUCAAAAACAAUAAUAAAUCAACAAUCACCAAUUAUAGGUGGAAAUAAAAAUCUAUGGAAAUCGAAUAGUAAUAAUCAACAAUCGAUGACAAAUGGAAUAUUUCAUCCAAAUCAAUCAUCAUUAUCAUGGCUACAAUCAUCAACAACUGGAAAAGAUAAUGAUAAUUUACUUCAACAAAUGUUUACAGAUUUACAUCAACAACAACAACAACAAAGAUUUGUUGGUGGUAAUAAUAAUAAAUUUCAAAAUUUAUUAGCUAAUGGUCAUCAUAAUAAUAAUAAUAAUGAUCCACAUCAUAUAAUGAUUGAUACAAAUUUUGUUGGUGGUCUAACAACAAAUCAACAAUCAACAACAUCUACAUCAUCAUCAUCACCAUCGCAAACAACAAUGCGUGAUAUUUAUAAUUCAUUUGUUGAUGCAACAGGAGUAAACAAUUCUAAUGAUACAAUGAUUAUUGGUUCAGUUGUUGAUAAUAGUAAUCAUCAUCAUCAUCAUCAUUCAGGUAUACCGACACCGAAUUCAGUAACAUCAACAAUAUCAUCAUCAUGGACUGGUGGUGGUGUUGGUGGACAUAAUCAUCAUUGGCCUGAUCAACAACAACAACAUCGACCAUCAUCAACAACAACAACAAAUCAUAAUCAACAAGAAUCUAAUGGUGGUGGUUUAUUCAAUGUAUGGAAUACAAAUAUAAGUGAUCAUUUAAAUCAAAUUCUUGGUCAUCAUUCUAUGAAUAAUAAUAAUAAUGGUAAUCAUAAUAAUAAUCAUCAAUCGAAUGAUAAUUCAUCAAUAAUAUGGUCAACUAAUAAUGAACAUCAAUGGAUACGACAACAACAACAACAAAAUAAUAAUAAUAAUAAUAAUGUUGAUAAUCUGAUAAUGCCAAUAUUAUCAUCAUCAUCAUUAUAUGGAUCAGUUUCAAAUAAUAAUAAUUCAAUGCAGCCGAAUAAUAUGAAUGAUUCUUUACAGCAACAACAACAACAAAGACAAUCACAACAGCAAUCAAAAUUAUUAUUGGAUUUUUAUCAUGAUAAUCUUAAGUAUUUUAUGAAUGAAGAUUUAAAAUUAACAAAAACAAUGUUGGAUUUUUAUAUGGAAAAUUUUUCAUUACAACGAUCAACAAAUGUAUCAACAACAACAACACAGCCAAUAACAUCAUCAUCAAGUUUAGAAAUGGAACAAAUUAUUUUGAAUCGUUUGCUUCAACAAAAAUCUACAUCAUCGGAUUUAAAUCCAAAUGAUUCAAGUGGUUGGGAUGAAUUUGCUAAUAUUUAUUAUGAUUUACAAGAAAAUGAAAGACGUUUACAAUAUUUGGAUAAAGUAUUGAUACAAACAAAAUUUGAAGAAUUGAAAAAAUUAUAUUCAUUAUGGUUAAUGAGUGCCAUUCAAUUAUCAUCAUCAACAAUGACAACAACAAAUUCUGAAUCUGAUUCGAUUACAUCGAAAUCAUCAUCAUCAUCAUCAUUGGAACCGAAUGAUAAUAAUAAUCAAACAAUACAAAAUUAUCAACAAUUAAUGACAAAUGUACAAGAUAAAUUGAAACAAUUACAAAUGGAUAUAAAAUUAUUACAACAAGAUAGUGGUUUACAAUUUCAAUCAACAAUAUUACGUUUAUUAAAAUAUUAUCGAAAAUUAUUCAAUAUGAUACCGAAAGAAAUAUUAUUGAAUUUGCCGUUGAUACAACAAUUACAUAAUAAUAAGGAUGGUGGUGGUGGUAAAAAUGUUGAAAAUUUAUCGAUUGAUGUUCAUAGUGAUGAUGAUGAUAAUGAUGAUGGUGAUUAUAAUGAUAAUAAUAAUAAUGAUGGUAAUAAUAGUGAUGAAGCAUUCAGUGAUGUUGAUCAAGAAUCCGAAUCAAGUAGAUCGAUUGAUUGUGUAAGUAAUACAACAACCACGACAACAACAACAACAGCUGAUCAAAGAAAACUUCAACAUUCAUAUCGACAAUUUUUAUUACGUUUACGUUUAUUAUCAGCUAAUCAACAGCAUUUAUAUUCAACAAAUAUGGAUUUAGAAUUGAAAAAAGAUAAAAAGAAUCGAAAAACAAGUUUGGCUACGAAUUCAAUGAAUAUUAAUAAUAAUAUCAAUUCAUUAAAUGGUGGUAAAAAUUGUGGUGGUAACAGUAUUACUAAUAAUAAUAAUGAUAAUGAUACUAAUGCUGCUGCUGCUGUUGCUUCUGCAACCACUACAAUAACAUCGAAUAAGAAUAAAAAUCAACAAAAUAAAUCAAUAAAAUCUUAUCCACAAAUUGUACGAUUACGAAUAGAACAAUCAUUAUAUUAUCCAUAUUAUUAUCCAAUAUCGGCUGAUAGUUUAAAUAUUCAUGGACCAAUAAUGAUUGUUUAUAAUCGACCAACAAUAACAACAACAACAGCAACAAAAUUAUGUCAACGUAUUAAUAUUGGUGGAAAUAUAACAACGCACAAUUGGAAUCUAAUUGAAUCGAUUGAACAAGAAACAAAUCGAUCCGGUACGACCGGUACAUUGGUAUUGGAGCCAAAGUUUUCUGUUUCAAUAUCGGAUUCGAUUAAUAAUAAUGAUAAUAAUAAUAAUCAUCAAAAUGAUUUGAUAAUAACACAGGAUUCACAAGCAACAGUUCCAACAUCAAUGUUGAAAUUAAUUCACAAACUUCGAACAUUGUUUCCAAAUGUUCCAAUAAAUCAAUUGGUCGAAAUAAUACGACAAGCAAAAUAUAUUUUAAUGAAACGAUAUAAAAUUCAAUAUGGAUUUUCUGGAUUUAAAAUGGGACAAUUGAUAAAAUUUAUUAGCGAUUUAAUUGUUGAAAUGGGUAUACAAUCAGCACCACCAUCACAAUCAAUCGAUACAAUAUGUUCUUCAAAUUCCAAUAAUAAUAAUCCAAUGACUGCAGCCAAAUUAAUAAAUAAUUCAACAACAAUAUCAAAUGCAACAUCAAAAGGUGGAAUAUCUUGGUCAAAAAUAGCCGCACAAAAUAGUACAACAUCAUCAUCAUCGAUACCAUCGACACCUACUGUAAAAGAUUUUGGUUGUGCAUCAUCAUCAUCAUCGUCAAUGUUGUCAUCAUCGUCAACAACAACAACAACAGCGAAUAUAACAUCCGGUUUAUUAAUAUCAACAACAACAGCACCAAUCGGUGUAAUAUCACCAAUAAUGAUGAUGUCAAAACCAACACCAUCAUCAACACCAUUAUCAUCAACAUCAUCAUCAUCAUUAAUAUCGACUACAUCGUUGACUGGCAAUAAUAAUAAUAAUAAUUUGAUGAAUAAUAUGAAUAAUCAAUCAUCAUUUUCAUCACCAUCGUCAUCAUUGAUGGCUGAUAAUAAUAAUAAUAAUAAUGGUCAAAAUAUAUUGAAUAAUCCUAAUUGUGCCUUAUGCCAUAAAACAAUGAUGGCUCCAAUGAUAAAUAAUAAUAGUGCAACAAGUUUAGCAUCAAAACUUGGUGGUGGUGGUUUUCGUUAUAUGCCACAUUGUAAACAUUUAUUUCAUAAAGAGUGUUUUGAAAGUAUCCAAUCAACGACAUCAUCAGCUUUAAAUACAAAUUGUCCAUUAUGUGAAAAAUUUGUAUUACGUAAAGAUGAAUUUCCAUCAUUGAAUUGA